AUGGAGGAAAAUGAAAUACGAUAUCACCAUGGAGAUAAUAGUAUUCAUCCUGUAAAGGAAAUCACGUUUGGGGCAAUCUCAGAGACUGCUAUUUUGUUCAGUAGCUAUAAUUAUGCAUCGAUGAAAUUUGCUAAAAGCCUAAAAGUUACAGAUACUGAUAUACUCCCACUUUGGAGUAAAUGUGUCGCGGGCGGGUUUGCCGGGUUUAUGGCUAGCUUUGUAUUGACACCAGUCGAGUUGGUAAAGUGCCAGUUACAAGUUGUCAACUUAAUUGGUGGCGGUGGAGGUAGCACUUUGUCACAUUCAUAUACUUCUAUUAUAAAGUCAACAUUAAAGAAUAAUGGUAUUAGUGGUUUAUGGAAAGGAUUGGAAUCCACAAUGAUUAGAGAAGUUUUUGGAACCGCAAUUUGGUUCGGUACAUACGAAUAUAUCAACACCCACUUUAAGAGUACCACCAGCCCAACCAUUAUCAAGAAUGAUAAUAUACAAUCAUUAUUCAGUGGUGCCAUGGCUGGGAUAACCUUCAACUUUUGCAUUUUCCCUAUAGAUACUAUAAAAUCAAAUAUCCAAACUCAUGACAUUUUAAAUAACACCAAGGAUAAACAUUUAACAACUGGUUUUUGGCAGGAAACUAGGAAAUUAUUACUGAAAAAAGGUGGGGUGUUAAACUUGUAUAAUGGGUUAGGGAUCACCAUGAUACGGUGUAUACCUGCAAAUGCACUACUAUUUUACACUUAUGAGCUAUUGAAACGUGAAUUUUCGUAG
Messenger RNA from Lodderomyces oxycetoniae, 765 nucleotides. It is a transcript of the gene ARG11, whose product is annotated as Arg11p. The record is from RefSeq and is a predicted model, not a curated record. Gene Ontology annotation, biological process: mitochondrial L-ornithine transmembrane transport. Gene Ontology annotation, cellular component: mitochondrion. The transcript is spliced from 2 exons. The coding region runs from base 1 to 765 and encodes 254 amino acids. Gene Ontology annotation, molecular function: L-ornithine transmembrane transporter activity. NCBI's taxonomy places the organism in Eukaryota, Fungi, Ascomycota, Pichiomycetes, Serinales, Debaryomycetaceae.